Dendronephthya gigantea is the source of this 1667-nucleotide messenger RNA. RefSeq names its product collagen alpha-1(II) chain-like. The record is from RefSeq and is a predicted model, not a curated record. NCBI's taxonomy places the organism in Eukaryota, Metazoa, Cnidaria, Anthozoa, Malacalcyonacea, Nephtheidae. Bases 149 to 1057 code for a protein of 302 amino acids. The transcript has 4 exons. Gene Ontology annotation, molecular function: carbohydrate binding.
AUUGGCUAGGUCAGGCAAGCGUGAAAAAUACCAGUGAGCUAGGAAAUAUUCUCGAUCCGUAAAAACGACGCAACAGGUCGGGGGAACUUAUCGUGUUCGAAGGGAAUAUUUUUAAUCAUCAACAUCAAACAGAUCUAGGAUUAAGGAAAUGAGGCGCUGGCUAGGCACAGGCUUCCCAAGCCUAGUAGUUGGCCUUUUAGCAAUAUACGUAGGAUGUUCGUUUUCACAACGAAUAUUACCAGACUGGCCUAAGAUCGGUGACCGGAUCACCCAACCAUUCCUUGACCAACUCAUGGUUUCACAGCUUUUAGAACAGAACCUCACGUUAGGAUUCUUCUUGAAAGGUCUCAACGGUCCCCCAGGACCACCUGGUCCUCCUGGAAACGCUGGCGAACCCGGACCGGCUGGUAUUGCUGGCCCACCGGGACCUCCAGGUCACGUUGGUGAAGACGGUGCGCCGGGUGCGACAGGAACGCCAGGACCACCAGGUCCACCUGGACCUCCAGGUUUGCCGGGCGAGAAGGGUGACCCUGGCGAGCAAGGUGCACCUGGUGCAGCUGGUUUACCGGGUGCUCCUGGUUUGCCUGGAUCUCCUGGUGCUGUUGGUCCACCUGGUCCAGAACCUAUCAUGCCGAACUUCACCGUGAUCUGCGAAGGUGAGAAGGGCUGGGUACAAUGUAAACAAUACGAGCUCAUCAAGAUUACGAAAUCGUUCUGGGGACGUGACGAUCACGUGACGUGUCCCAAGUUCCCCACCGGGCUCACAAUCGACAACCUCUGCGAGACGAACGAAGAGAACACAAAGGAAAAAGUCGACGGGCAAUGUAAGGAUCAACAGGCUUGUGAAGUCGUCGCUUCAAACAUCUUCUUUGACGAUAAAAGUUGCGGCAAUACGUAUAAAUACCUCAAGAUUUGGUACGAAUGCGUUCCUGACGAGGCGAACGUCGUCGACGCUCUAAGAGACGGAGGAAAGAGACGUAAGCGAAAACGGGCUGCGAAGGAAAAGAGACACGCGGAGAUGUUGAGACAGCAGGAGAAACAGAAACGCCAUGUCUAAGAGACAACACGAACAACCAUUUUUUCACGAUCACCGAUGGACGUUCUUAUAAAUAAACUCGUUUUUGUUGAAACGGAACCAUUGUAAAUUUGUUGUUUAUCAGUGAACGAAAGGGACUAUAAAUUUAGCUUAUUGCUUAGAACUUUAAGCAGGAAAACAGCCAUGGACUUAUACAGGACUACAUUUUGCUUAAUCCUUGGUAGAAAAUUAAGCAGAACUCGUACAACUUGACGACUAAAUAUUAUGCACUUUUACAUAUCGAUUCGACUUGGCAACCUUGUAAAAAAUCUCUCACAUCAAAUAGACGAGGACCGUUUAGUAGAAAUCGCUAACUCGUACUCAGGUUGCUAAUAACGCUAUACUAUAAACAUAUUAUGCAACAAAGCUACCGUUCAUUCCAAAUAUGUUCUCCGAUGACUUAGAUAAAAUAUAUUAGAGUUGUUAAAUCUCGUGUAAAUUUCCAAUUCAAAGCUACAACUUCAUGAAUUAGAAGUCUUUCUGUUGAAAUGUCACUAGUUUUUAACGCAAUAACUAAAUCAGAGCUGGUAGACAAACAUUAACUCAACCAAACACUUUUGUUAAUAGAGAAGUUUAUCUUUAUAUGGUAACA